AUGAAGCCAAUAUGGGUAUUAAACUGGCUUUGCGGCUGCACUCUGGCCAAUACUCUAAAGCAUUAUCAAGAAUAUUUAGCACUAGAUCGUGCUGAAGCCAGUUCCGACCAGCUGAAGUUGAUACAAGACCUACUGGACAGCUAUGACAAUAAAGCGAAGCCGACUUGGGACGUGUUUCGACCGGUCAACGUCACCUUCAGCAUGGAUUUAUAUCAGUUAUUGGAGUUGGUAAGAGGGUUUUUGAGUCUUUUAAAGAGAAUGUGCAAGGUAGGGUAGUGUAGAGUAGUGUAGAGUAAGGUAGGGCAAGGCAGUACAGGGAAGGGUAGGGUAAAGUAAGAAUAAAAAAUGACUCUUUUGAAUGUUUUUAGGUAUCAAAAAUGGGUUUUAGUUAUAAUUUUGAAGGUUAAAAUUCAAUUUUAAGUCUAUUUCAACAAAAUUCUAAUUUUUAAAAAAUGGAAGUUGAGUGGAAGAUUUUCAGUGCAAAAUACAUUAUAAAUCUUCCACCAAACUUCCACUCUCAAAAAAGUGCUAAAAACGUGUUUUUAGGUUGUUUUAACACAUUUUAAAAGUGGAAUUGCAGUGGAAGAUUUUCAGUGCAAAUUACAUUACAAAUCUUCCACUUUCGAAAACUGCUUCAUUUUUGGCUUGUAAACAAAGUUUCUGCUAUAAUUUGUAUGGAUAUCAUCCAAAAAUGGCAUUUUUCCGAAUUUCAAAAUUAAUUUGUUUUUAGUUCAAAAAAACGUUUAAAAACGAUUUUAAAGCCGGAAAAAACAAAAGGAAAAUCAUUUGUUUCAAGAUAUAAACAUGGUCGUCUGACAACGUUAGUAAUAGGUAUUUACUGGGGUAAAUAACAAAAAAAUUGCAAGAACUUUCUUUACAAAACAAAAAAUGGCAAGAACUUUCUUUACAGCUUAUAUUCUGAUCGUUUGCCUUUAUUACCAGCCAAAGACUAGCAUCAUUGUCCAGUAAAUUAUAGGGUGUCACGUAUAUUUAGUUUUUACUGCAGCCAACGAUUAAACAAGAAUAGGUACGAAAGGAAAUGGACGAAGAAAAACGGUUUGAAAUGGGUUUCCGCUAGCGACAAAUUUCAAUUUUUAAUCUUCUAAAAUGUUUGUAAAGAAAGUUCUUGCGGUUUCUUAAUAUGUAAAAAAAGUUUUUGCCAUUUUUUGUUUUGUAUAGAAAGGUAUAACAAACAAAUUUUGAGCCAUUUUCAUUAGUAUAAACAAAGUUAUAGUAUUUUUAAAAAAAGUGAAAGAUAAGUGGAAGAUUUGCAAUAUAUUUUGCACUGAAAAUCUUCCGCUCAACUUCCACUUCUGAAAAGUGUCAAAAACGUGUUUUUAGGUCAUUUUAAGACAUUUUAAUAAUGGAAGUUGGGUGGAAGAUUUUCAGUGCAAAUUACAUUACAAAUCUUCCACUCAACUUCCACUUCUAUUAAUAUAACCGCUCAUUUUUGGGAUUGCAGAGAAGGUUUUAGCUCUUGGCAGCUAAAUAAAUAGCAUUUGUUGUACAUUUUUAAUAUUUUAACUUUUAUAUUUUUAGAAUGAACCUCAACAAUACAUCUUACUCAACGCAUGGAUCAUUGAGGUAAGUCUACUUUAAAGUUCAAUGUAAAAAAAGUUACUGUAGUUUAAAAAUUUUUGCAUUUUUAUUAGGUGUAAAAUACGUUAGAGGUUUUUUCUGCGAUUAUACCAUAAUUUUUUUAACCUUUUUUUACAAUUUUGUACGUAAGGUUACGGUAGUUGUAAAAAUACAUAGAAAGAUUACUGUAACUUUUAUAGAAGUAACAUAAAAUUUGUAUUUCUAAAUGAUUUUUACAUUCGAAAACAGUAACUGUACUUUUUUAAAUGGGUUACUGUAAACAACAAUCGGUUUUUACUAAAGUUUGUAUGUAGGGUUACGGUACCUUUCAAAACCAGUACAAACCUUACUGUAAAUUUUCAAAAAAUGCAUUUUAAAGUUAAUUUUUGUAGCGUUGGCAUGACGAAUUUUUAUAUUGGAACCCACUGGAUUACGGUAACAUCAGCGAAGUACGAUUACCACAUCACUGUAUAUGGCUGCCAGAUACAACCCUAUAUAACUCAUUAGUAAUGAAGGAUGAUGACACUAGAAGGUUACUGAAUGCCAAGUUAACUACAAAUACAACCAGGAAAGCAGCGCUGAUAGAGUUACUGUAUCCUACCAUCUACAAAUUCAGUUGCUUACUCAAUUUGGUAAGUAGGGUAGGGUAGGAUAGGGUAGGGUAGGGUAAGAUAGGGUAGGGUAGGGUAGGGUAAGGUGGGUAGGGUAGGGUAGGGUAGGGUGGGUAGGGUAGGGUAGGGUAGGGUAGGGUAGGGUAGGGUAGGGUAGGGUAGGGUAGGGUAGGGUAGGGUAGAGUAUUAAUACGUGUCAUUUCAGAGGUACUUUCCAUUUGAUCUACAAGUCUGUACGAUGACCUUCAGUAGCUGGACGUACGAUCAAAAAGGUAUUGACUAUCUACCGUACUCUUCAGAGAUUGGUACUUCAAAUUUCAUUGAAAAUGAAGGAUGGUACCUUUUUAAGACUGCAAGUAAGUUUAAAAAUUAAUUUUAUAUCUAUUUUUAGCUGUUUUUGAGUUAAAAAUGACGUUUUGUCAAAGCUGAAAAAGUGGAAGUUGAGUGGAAGAUUUGUAAGGUAUUUUGCACUAAAAAUCUUCCACGACAUUUCCACUUUAAAAAAUGUUAAAAACGUGUUUUUAAGCCAUUUUAAAAAAUUUUAAAAAGUGGAAGUUGAAUGAAAGAUUUUCAGUGCAAAUUACAUUACAAAUCUUCCACGUAUCUUCCACUUUUUUAAAUUCAAUUUUUUGGCUUUUAUCUUCAAAAAUAUGGUCAUUUCUUGUUUUGUGAAAAAAGUUAUUGUCAUUUCUUUGGGUAUCCGAGGUUUUUUUAAAUUUUUAAAAUUUUUUGAAAUUUCAAGAUUUUCGAAAAAAAAUUAAAUUUUAAAUUUUAGUAAAACGAGACGAUGUAAAAUACAGUUGUUGCCCAAACAACUACACCCUGCUUCGUUUGACGUUAUUUUUACGUCGAAAGCCGUUGUUUUACUUGGUGAAUUUGAUCAUUCCAACUGCCAUUAUCACUCUUAUCGCUAUCGUCGGAUUCUUCACGUAGGUUUUGAACUUUUUUGUAAAAUACGACCAUCCCUUGUGUGUGCUUUGAUUUUUAUUAAAACAGUAGCUUCUAAAGCAUAUUUUUUCUUUAUUCUUCAUUUUCUUCAAAUUUUUUAAAAAAGGACAUGUUUUAUCGUAUAACAUGUCUCUUGCAGCCUGCAGAGCUGCUUUUUUACGGAUAAUUAUGUUAAAACGGGACUUUUUUAGAUACAAAAAUAAAUUUUAUGUGAAAUAAAACUAAUUUUGAUUUUUUUUAUAAAAAAUUUUUGUAAUUUUAAAAUUUAAAUUUUUGAUUUAAAUUAAAUUUCUUUUUUCAGAACCUCAUCAGCCAGUGGAAUGAGAGAAGAAAAAGUAUCACUUGGCAUUACUACGGUAUGAAAUUUUUUAUUUUAUUCCGUUUUUGGAUGCACAUCCGUAUUUUACAAAAUUUAAAAAAAAAUCUUGAAAUGUUCGCGUUUUUUAUGAAAAUUAUUUAAAAAUUUGGAUAUUUUUUAAAUAUUUUUAAAUUUGGGUAACUAUAAAUUUAAAAUUUGGACUUUUUUAGGUUUUAUUACUAAUAAUAGUAUAUAAAAACAAUUUUUUUAUUAAAAUAUAUUAUCCUUUACGAAGUAUGUUUUCAUAGCCUAGUGGAUCGGGCGAAAACUUUUGGUGCGAAAGAAAGGGGGUUCGAUUCCGACCAGUAGAAAAGCGCGAAAAAGGGUGCUUUGAUAAAAUAAAGUCAAUUUUUGGACAAACUCUAUUAUUUAAUCGUAUUUUACAAAUCAAAAGUAUAAUUUUAAUUUGAACUUUAUAUGUUUUAUUGAAAAAUGUUUAAAUUUUCUGAAAAUUUAAGAAAAAAUAGGUAAUAAAACAAAAAUAAGAUAAAAUACGGCGAAAAAUAAUGUAAAAUACGGCGAGCCAAGACAAUUGAAGCUGUACGUAUAAAAGUUUUUUCAGCUGUUGUCAAUGUCCAUUUUAAUGUUAAUGGUGUCGGAUCAAAUGCCAACUACAUCCACUUUUAUUCCAUUAAUCGGUAAGGAGAUGUUUGAACUUUUUGAACCCUAAAUUUUUAAUUUUUGAGUUUUUUUGUAAUAUUAUAAUCUAUAACAUUACUAAAUGGAAUUUUAAAAGGUCUUGAAAGUGCAAAACUUUUUAAUUGUUUUAAAAAAGACCAAGGAUUGAGUAAGAAUGAUGGAUAAUAUAAUUGCACGGUGCAAAAAUAUAAAAUGCCAUAACUUUUUGAUGCUUUUUUGAAAUAUAGUGAAACUUGACACCUAUGUAGUGUAUGGUACUGUUAAUGGUACUCUGGCACCGUUUUUAGUGAUUUUGUUUCGUUUUGGAGUUAUGACAAUUUAUGUCUCAUAUGGCUGAUUUUUGGUGAAAAUAAUUUAAAACAAUGUCAUUUUUGAUUGACUUAACAAAAACAAUUUAUUUUUUGUGCAAUAUAGUACUAUAGUAUUGUGCAUUUUUGGGUAAAACCGUUUUUAUUUUCGUACGUACAAAAAAGAAUGGAAACACUUUUAAGGCAGCUGUACAAAAAUUGAAAAUUUUAGCUUUUUUUUCGAAAAAAAUGCCAUUUUUGAUUAAGACCUCAGGUUAAAACGUUAAAAAAAUGAUUUUUAAGAGAGCUCUAGUAGUACCAUUUUUAAUUUACAGUCAACAAGAAUUAUUAUUUUUUAAGUUUUUUGCGUUUAGGCUGGUUUAUAUUGGGAAUGAUCAUAGUCAUCUCCUCUGGAACUCUAGCUUCUUCGGUGGUGAUCGCAGUUCAAAAGAAGGGCCGAAUGGGUGAAAGGUUGAGCUCAAGAGCUGUGAAGAUCACCAGAUUCUUUGGGUACAUCUCAAUAUCAGACGUUCCGUUGCAUUUGAGGAAAGGCACUAAGGUAGGGAGGGUUAAAUUUUUAAUUUUAUUCAAAAAUUUGAAAUUUUGGAAAAUUUUUUAUCGACUGGUCGAUAAUUUUUGGGGUCAAAUAUAGUUUAAAAAGGCAUAUUUUGGGCUUGGCAAACCUAAAAAAAGAUUUUAUGAAAUUUAAAAUUUUUUUAAAAAUUUUUAUCGACCGGUCGAAUAUUUUUUUUGGCUAAAAAUGCUUAAAAAGGCAAAAUUUUAGGUUCAGCUGUCCUAAAAAUUGAGGUUUCAAGAAAAAAUUUUUUUUUUUUAAAUUUUAUCAACCGGUCGAUAAUCUCCCCCUAAAAUUCCUAUCAAAAUGCCAUACCCUAUUCCUUCAGGAACACGCCGAAGCCCCACCACUGAACGAAGCCUACAAAAAGUCGGUGAAAAUUCAAAAGAAACUGGACAAGGUUGGGGCCGAAGAGGACGCGAGGAAGAAGAGUUCGGUGGUCAACUUUUUUCGACGAAAAGCCACAAAUCAAAACGGAUUAUCGACCGACAAGAGUACGGAUCCGUUGGUUACGGCCGCUUUUCGUGAGUUUUUUGGGUUUUAACGUGUUUAAUUUGUCAUUUUUUUGUUAUGUAAGGACUGGGAAAGUGUGAUACUGAUAAAAUUGGCACUUGUAACAGAAGGCCAAGUUUGGCGGGAAAAUUAAAAUUUGAAUUUUUUGAAAAAUUUAUUGUUUUUAUGGAUGUUAUAACCGUUUUGUAACAGUUUUUGAGGUUUUUAAGUUACUAGUGGGCUAAAUUGACACUUGAAACAAAAUGCCAAAUUUGGCGAGAAAACUAAAAUUUGAAUUUUUUUAUCAUUUUUCGUUAGAAUAUAGCAGUUAAAAGAUUUUUAUUUGUAUCGCAGUACAUUUGUAAACUGUAACAAAGUAAAAUUUUUACUUGAAACAGAAUGCCAAUUUUGGCGCUAUUUUGAAAGUUCAAAUUUUUAAGCUAAAAACGUCCUUUUUUGGUCAUAAUAACUUACUUUUUAAACUUCAAUGUUGAAAAAAGUCAUUUUCAGAAUCAGAAAAUGGUCAUUCCAAUCCGGCCGCAUCGGCCGAGACCCCACUACAUAUUGCUUUUGAUGAUACGAUUAGUCAAGGCGACUCAGAGAACGCCGAGUCUAAACAAACCACGGCACGGUCAAAUCGGAUGGCCAAGGAUCGGAUGCUACAACAUAUCGGGGUCUUUAAUGGUAAGAUUUUUACUUUGUAUACAGUUUGCGGACUGUAUUUUGCAGCUUAGACAAUUUUUGGGUUCUGCAGCCUGCGAAAGCUCGGGCGCAGGCUGGAAAAGUCAAAGCUUCUUUUAAAACUGACUUUGAUGUUUCGACUGACAAAAACUAAUGACUGUACUAAUAAAAGUGCAUUAGCAGGUUUCAAUUUCACUAAAAAAAGCCUAGCUUGUCGUGUCGAACAAGACAAGUGACAUUUUAUGUUAUUCAUGAAUGACUUGAGCUCUAAAAACCUCAAAAAAUGGUGUUUCGAACGUCAUUUUCUAUUACUUCCGAGUAAAAGCAAAGAUUUUAGAGAGUAUUUUUGGAUGUUUAAAAUUUUAAAUCACUCUUUUUAAAUUUUCGUUUUUUCGAAAAAAUUACAAAAAUUUUUUACUUUUAGUAUCAGACUGCCAUUUUUAAUGAAAUACCAUCUUUUAUUUUGAAAAAUACUUUUUUUGAUCUUGGAAACAUUGCUCUAGUCAUUUUUUUAAGAUUUAAACCACAUUUUGACAUUUUUAGAAAAGUGGAAGUUGAGUGGAAGAUUUGUAAUGUAUUUUACACUAAAAAUCUUCCACCUAACUUUCACUUUUAAAGAAUGUUAAAAACGUGUUUUUAGACAAAUUUAAGAAAUUUUAAAAGUGGAAGUUGGGUGGAAGAUUUUCAGUGCAAAUUACAUUACAAAUCUUCUACUUAAAUUCCACUGUCAAAACUACUUGUUUUUGGGCUUGUAAGGAAAGUUCUUGCUAUUACUAACCGUUUUAAAGUAAUUUAGCCGCACUGGCAGAGACUACUCAACUUUUUUGGCCAUUUUCAAGUUUAAAAUUUUUUAAAAUUUUAAAAUUUCGAAAUAUUUAAAAUUUUCAAAAUUUCGGAAAGUCUAGUUUGUUAUUACAUGUUUUGGGUAAUGCAAGCCUCUUCUGGCUCUGAAUGACUGUUUAUUCCGGUGUUCAUGAAUUUCAGAAUAAAUAAUUUUGAAGGGAUUUCGAGUUCUUUUUACUUGAUAAAUGAGCCUUUACUGACAUUUCAGAGAUCUUUUAGGGUCGGGUAAAGUAGGGUAGGGAACAUCUUUAAAACUUUUUUGAUAAAAAUAAGUUGCCAGUGCGGUAAAUGACCAAAACUUUCUUUACAAGCCGCAAUGUCUAGGUUUUUGUUCAGAAAAUGGUUAAACCGUUCUUUAUAUUAUUCAUAGGCAUUUACUGGGUAAAUAACAAAAAAGCGCAAUAACUUUGUUUACAAAACAGAAAAUAGCAAGAAUUUUGUUUACAGCCUAAAAAAUGGCAAGAACUUUCGUUACAAAACGAAAAAUGGCCAAACUAUUAUUUAUAAAUUUUAAAAUAGAACGUCUUCAAAAGUGGAAGUUGAGUGGAAGAUUUGUAAUGCAAUUUGCACUGAAAAUCUUCCACUCAACUUCUAGUUUUAAAAUGUUUCGAAAUGGCCUAAAAACACGUUUUUUACACUUUUUUGGAAGUGGAAGUUUGGUGGAAGAUUUUUUAGUGUAUUUUGCACUGAAAAUCUUCCACCCAAUUUCCACUUGUAAAAACCUUAAAAGUAAUGGUUUUAGGCCAUUUCAAGACUUUUUAAAAUGGAAGUUUGGUGGAAGAUUUGUAAUGUAAUUUGCACUGAAAAUCUUCCACUGAUCUUCCACUUUUUUAAAAUUGCCAUAACUCUGUUUCUAGUCAAAAUUUUUGAAAAAAAAUGUUUUUGAUACAGAUAUCUGAUACUAAUAUCUAUGUUUUAUCACAAUUUUAUGACAAUUAAUAAAACAUCAUUUCAGAAAACGUCCGUCUAAGCCGUCAGCUAGCCCAAAAAGAGUACGAAUGGCUGGCUACCGUAAUGGAACGGUGCUUUUUUGGCAUUUUCGUAUCAUUAUUCUUGGUGAUUAGUGUCGGCAUCAACUUGAUUGGCUAUUGGCAUUGGAGCGAUGUUGAAAGUAUUGUCAAAGAAAGGGCGAAUCUCCUCGAACCGGAGCUUUGA
This is a messenger RNA of Bursaphelenchus okinawaensis, 8166 nucleotides long. Lineage: Eukaryota; Metazoa; Nematoda; Chromadorea; Rhabditida; Aphelenchoididae. The record is from the annotation of a GenBank genome assembly.